AAAUAGAAGAGUCACCACGCCGAGGCUCGCUCGUCAGGAUUCUGCGUUGUUUGUCUUGUUUAACUAGUUUUGGUUAUCUGUGAACGCGCGAUUAUAUCAUAAAGCUGUGUGAAGUUUGAAGGAUAUUAAAGACUUCCGUCAAGCUGAGCCUGUGUUUUGCUACUAUAUUCAGCCCGUGCUCUUUUGUUUGGAGUGCGAUUCCAUUGAACUUGGUCUAUUGUUGUUGGAUGAGAAGCAAAACUUGGCAUUGAGGCUCCUGGGAUCCAAAUACUACAGAACAAACAGUGGUCAGCUUGCAGAUGUUUACAGCUGGACAAUCCACUUUAAGGAUAAAAAUGGAUAUACGUCCUAAAUUCUUGGAAGAGUUUUUGUCCUGACCACUGUCCUGGAUCUAUACCAUAAGUAAGAAAGAGUGACCCAUCUCUCAACAAGAAAAGACUUCUGUGAUUUAUUUUUUCUGUGGACUGUACUUAAGCAAUCAUCAUGCCUAUUCUGAAGCAGCUCGUCUCCUCGUCCUCCCAGUCAAAGCGGCGCUCACGUGCUGACCUCACUGCAGAGAUGAUCAGCGCACCUUUGGGAGACUUCCGUCACACAAUGCAUGUAGGUCGAGGAGGCGACGCAUUUGGGGACACCUCUUUUCUUAGCACUCGCUCCGGAGAGCCACCAAAAGAGCCAGAGGUACAGCAGAGCUCGCCUAAACAGAGUCUCCUUUCCCGUACGUUCCGAAGCAGCAAACGCUCGCAGUCAGUCAAUCGUGACAAGCCUGACAAAUCCAAACUGGCACCUCCAAGUGGCUCGCCGAGUUAUGUGAAAAACGCAAUCUCACUUCCAUAUUUGAAUGAUGAGGACUCGGGACGAGGUACUGGAAUGCACCUACCCAAAAGCGUGUCCUCGAGUCCACUGAAGAAACUUCCGGAAACUGAUGUGAAGACAUUUGACGGAAAGCCGCUUAAUGGAGCAGCGGCUCCCACUGUAUCAGACUUGGAGUUGGAUGAGAAGAAUUUCGGUGAGCUGACUGACUUGCGUCCAUCAGCUCCUUACACCGGAGGCAUGAAGCACGCCGAGUCCAUCAUGUCCUUCCACAUUGACCUGGGUCCUUCAAUGCUUGGAGACAUCCUGAGCGUGAUGGAAAAGAAAGGCUAUGAUGAUGAUGACUUGGGUUUUGAAGAGGGGAAGAGUAGUGAAGGACGUGGAUCGCCACCCCAGAGUCCUCCCAAUGAGGUGGAAGAAGAGGACCCUCUUCCUCCAAUCCGCCCCCCACGCCAAAGGCCAGGCACUAACCCCUACACUCCAGAGCUCCAAACCAGAAACCAUCAACACCUUGACAGCUGUUCCGUCUCCAGUUCAGGGUCCACUGUGCUGGAUGAAAAACCUCACAAUUUGAUCUAUGAUGGCAACAUGGAUAACAUCAAGUACAGCUCGCCCCGAGUGCAAGACGACACAGACUUCUCCUAUAUGGAUGAUGACGAUGAGGAUGAAGAGAUUAGGGUGUAAAACGAACUGUAAGAAGAUGAUUGGUCAGUUCAAUUGAUAUAUGUAAAGCUCCCACACUGACAUGGAGGACUGACUUUAUAAUGGAGAUCAAAGGGAAAACUUGUGUUUAACCCUUGCUGAAUGCUUUUUCUAUACAAUUCCUAGUUCAGAUAAACAAACCCUCUGUUACUUGUAACUUUCACCAGAGCCGCUGCAGCUGUGAGAGGAAUGUGCUUGUAUGUUUGCAUAUGCCGAGGCAAGGGGAUUCCAUUUCAAAUGGUAAUUACAGUCCCGAGAGCAUCAUUAAUGAAUUCCAGUGUUGACCGCUGGGAAUGCCAAUACAGGAGGUUUGUGUGGAACCAAGCUUCAGAUUUUCAUAAUUGAUGCAGUACUCUGAUACAGCUUGUUUAUGCCUUUUGGACUUGGACACUACAAUCUAAUGCCAACAGUCUUAAGUUUCCUUACGGUUUUGGAUUCUAUCUUUAAGUUAUAUUCUAUGUUUUUGCUUUGUAUACUACAGUAUAAUGAUGUAAAUGAUGAAUGGAAUGCCAGAAACGUAUUUCAGCAGAUUGCUUUAGGUCUGGCAUGCGCUACUUUUUUCCCUUCUCUUGAGAUUUGCUCAUGUUUCAGAUCUGGACUUUGUCUUACGGUGUAUGUUGUGUGUUUACGGGGAUUUCCUGUCAGGUCACAUGAAAUUCUUUAAUCUGGUUGAUGGAAUACAGAAACCGAAAGCAGUGGUGACAUUGCAUUACUUGGCGGAAGUAGAGUGGAAUCAAUAAUGACUUUUCAAUGUUCGUGUGAAUGAGGAUUGAUCUCAAGAGGGCCGAGAAGUGUGCUAUUUGAUUAUUGUUGUAUAGGCUCAGAGAUGAAGAGCAUAUCUCUCUUAUUCAGGGUCUAGCUUAGUGCCUCGAACUUCAAACCCAUGCUCAUCAGCAGAAGUGGCUCUAGAGGGUUUUCAUCUCUGAAUGACACUUGUAGGCCUUUGUGUUUCUUUAUCAGGGCUUUGAAGAGAAAAUCCACUGAUGAGCCUGUAAGUUAGUGCCAAACACUCUCAGAAAUAAAGGUACAUGAGCUGUCACUGGGGGUGGUACCAUUUUGAUACACAUUUGUGGGUCCAUAUCAGUACCUCAAAGGUACAUAUUAGUACCUAAAAAGUAUAAAAGUAUUCCUCUUAAAAUGUUUAGGUACUAGUAUAUACUUUUGAGGUACCAAUAUGGACUCUUUAAGUACAAAUGUGUACCUUAAGAAAAGGUACCACCCCAGUGACCGCUUGCAUACCUUUAUUUCUGAGAGUGUACCAUUUUCUAAAUGUACUUAAUUGAAAUCAACAAGCAAACCUGACCAUCUUUCAAUACAAAGCUAUCGCAUAACUGUCCUUUAUGAAGUGUGUGAUUUCUGUACAACUAUCUACACCAACUAGAAAUUCCUUCCAGGAACGAGGUAGAGUGGCAUUGGACAGUAAUUGGCAUUGGCUCAACCAAUCAUAAGACUUUGGAAGCGGGGUAUUUGUUUGCUCAAUGGUAGGCAUGUAAAUAUUUCAAACUUGUUUUUUUGGAAUUCUGUUUAGUGCCUCAGAAAUCACACACUCCACCUUUAGGUCUCGAUUGCAAAAUUUUCAGAUGUUAGCAGUUAGCAAAUUGCGCUAAUACUGGCAAGAUGUUUAACACCUUCAAAGAUUCUAGUUUACCACAUAAUACAUAACAAUAGCAUCAAUUAAUGAUCUGGUAACUUAGUGAGUGUUAAUUACAAACUUGUUUCUAUCACAUUAAGGCUUUGUGGGAGAUUAUUUAAAAGUGUUCUGCUCUCAAUAUAUGUACAUUAUGUUCAGUUAUUCAUUUACCGUAUAUUUGAGUCUUUUAAUUGACAUUAUGGUUUAGUCAACAGUGUUGGCCCUGUAAUCUGACAGUAUAAGCACACUAAACGCUUGGAGAGCACCAUUUUGUACAAUUGGUUAUAUUCAUGACUUUAUAAUGUUCUCUGUGGCCUUUUACCUUCUCUUGGUGAUAUCUAUUUUGGCUUUGUGUUCAUCUAAAAACUCUAAACUAAAUUAUUUCCUUGCUCAUCUGUCAGUGUUUUCAAUAGUUUGUGAAUCUGCAUGUCUGUACAGAGGAACAUGUACGGUACAAUUAAUAUGAGUAUUAGACAGAAACCAAGACAUGUUGUGGCACUGUUUCCUAUGGUGUUUUUCAGAACGGUUUGGAAAAGGGCUUUAUUAAUGGUGUAUGAGUGGCCUUAUAUCUGGUUGAAAUGCUGCAUUUUUGCUGUUUUGUCUGCUAGUACAGACGGAGGAUAAUCAAAUGUGCCAAUUCUUCGAUCUCCCUUUUGUUGUCAUUUAAUUGUAUGGGUUAAGGACAUGUAUUAGGGAUAUCAUGCUGCAUUCUUUUGAAGAAGACCAGAUGUCCAGAGCUGGAUUUGUGAGACUAAAAGUGAGCUUGAAUGCUGGACUGUAAUGGAUUUUGAGAGAAUCGGAGCUCCCUCUACAGUUUGUUUUUUUUCAGUAGUUUUCUUUCAGGCCCUUAAUACUUAGUGUCUAUACUUUAGCUGAAAACAGUACCAUCUAUAUAUGAUGGCAUUAAAGGUUACUUUAGUUUCUUUGCUUUAUUACUAUACGAACACAGUUGUGUAAUCAUUUACAGCACCACAUCUUCAUUCAAUUUCUACAGACAAUGGUUAACAAAGCACUAAAGCAUAGUAUAAAAGCUUUUCUUUAAUUUUCAGGUAUUUGCUUUCAGUCUUAUAGUUUUUUCAUUUAAUGUCUGUAUCAUUCUGUACUGAAAUAAUAUAUAUAUAACGAUCUGCCUCACUUUCCCUCGCUAAAUAAUAACGGUUAUAUUUUUCAAUAAAAGAGAAAGCUGACAAACUUCA
This is a messenger RNA of Danio aesculapii, 4338 nucleotides long. It is a transcript of the gene cdc42ep4b, whose product is annotated as CDC42 effector protein (Rho GTPase binding) 4b. Bases 484 to 1494 code for a protein of 336 amino acids. The record is from RefSeq and is a predicted model, not a curated record. Lineage: Eukaryota; Metazoa; Chordata; Actinopteri; Cypriniformes; Danionidae. The transcript is spliced from 2 exons.